Messenger RNA from Trichoderma breve, 2382 nucleotides. RefSeq names its product fungal specific transcription factor domain-containing protein. Lineage: Eukaryota; Fungi; Ascomycota; Sordariomycetes; Hypocreales; Hypocreaceae. The transcript is spliced from 4 exons. Gene Ontology annotation, biological process: regulation of DNA-templated transcription; DNA-templated transcription. The coding region runs from base 1 to 2382 and encodes 793 amino acids. The record is from RefSeq and is a predicted model, not a curated record. Gene Ontology annotation, molecular function: DNA-binding transcription factor activity, RNA polymerase II-specific; DNA binding; zinc ion binding.
AUGUCUGCUGAAGCUUCUGCUCGCCUGCCAGGCCCCGGCUCAGCCCCGCCGCCGCCAUCCGCCUCCCAAGGCCGGCCUCCCCAACACUCACCUCCGGUUGACCCUUCGGUGAUCAAACUCACCCGGGGCACUAGCUGUGUCUUGUGCCAACAGCGCAAGGUCCGUUGCGACAGGAACAAGCCCUGUGCCAACUGCGUCAAGGCGGGUGCAGAAUGUCGAGUGAUUCCCCCGCAGCCUCCGAGGCGGCGGCGCAAGAAGCUGCAGGAAAAGGACUUGCUCGAGAGGUUGCGAAAGUAUGAGACCCUGCUGGCACAGAAUGGCGUCAAAUUUGAUGCCAUUGAUCCGGACUACAGGGCGGACGGCAACCUCGGAGAUGAUGUUGACGAGCUUGAAACCGAUUUCGAGGGUUUAAAGACUUCUCCAGAAGCACUUGCUGGCUCUUCUACUACUGUCGCUCCCCAAGAGCCUCCUGGAGCUUGGUUUUCUCUUCAUAAAGAGUUUAGAGCCAGUGAGCAGCUGUUGAAAGACUCAUCCGAAGAUGAGGAUGAGAAUUUCAAGAAGGGGUCUUUCAUUCAUUCUGCCUUUGAUAAGAUGUUUGAAAACCAAGAUGGCUUCCCUUUCAUCAUUGGAGGCUCAUUUGCCCCCGUCACUCACAACCACCCUUCUCCCGUCCAAGUGCUGCAACUUUGGCAGAUAUAUAUUGACAACAUUAAUCCCCUGUUGAAAAUUACACAUGUGCCUAGCAUUCAGAGCAAGAUUAUCGAGGCAACCUCUCGGCCUCACGAGGCUCCGAAGAAUAUAGAGGCUCUCAUGUUUGGCAUCUACGUAAUCUCUAUAAACUCCAUUGAGGAUGCUGAAAUCCAGAGGAUUUUUGGCGAGUCAAAGCAGGAACUUCUUGGCCGGUAUUUCCCAGCACUUCAGCAGGCUCUGGUUAACGCCAGUUUCAUGCGGAUUCCCGAUCCCUUGACCCUGCAGGCAUACCUCUUAUAUCUUAUGACCGUUCGGUGGUAUAUAGAUCCGAGGCAAGUGUUUUGCAUGAUGGGCAUCGCCAUUCGUAUCGCCCAGCGGAUGGGCCUUCACCGAGACCCCGACGGCUAUGGCCUCUCUCCUUUCGAGGUCGAGCAGAGGCGGCGAUUGUGGUGGACGCUUGUUUCAUAUGACCGACGAGUCGGAGAGAUGACGGGUUCAACAGUCACCGCCCUCACCUCAGGCUGUGAUUGCAAGAAACCUUUGAACGUCAAUGAUUCUGAUCUCCACGCUGAUGGCAAAGAACCUCCAAAGCCGCACACAGGACCCACAGAGAUGCUUUUUGCUCUGACGCGCGUCGAGCUUUCCAUGGCCGUGGCGAGUAACAGCAAUCGAGACAGCUUCAAGAUGAACCCAGAGAUUUGCGCUGGCUCACCGCAAUCAGGAAAAGCCGCACAACAAGGAAAGCCACCCGCCGUGACAAUACGUCUGGCUGGCCAAGAUGCUCCGGUAUACACUCUUGAAGGAUUCUGUGCUCAUAUGGAGGGCACGUACUUGACCCAUUGCGACCCUAAGAUUCCUCUCCAUUUCUUUACCAUGACUAUGACGCGGGCAGCGCUCUGCAAGAUGCGAAUCAUCAAUUACCUUGUUCGGAGACACAACGCCGAGCCCAUGCCGCUGAGCGAGAUCGAACGAGAUGCCCUAACUACGCAAGCCAUAUCAUGGGUAGAACAUGACAAUGUAGUCAUGUCCUCGGAGAGUCUUCGACCGUAUAGAUGGUACGCGAUGCACUAUUUCCCGUUUCCUGCAUACAUGUUCCUUGUUCAGGAACUGCGCAAGCGCCAGUCGGGACCGCUGGUAGAGAGAGCAUGGGCAGCCAUCGAGGCGAACUAUGACCUUCGUGGUUUAUUAUCCAAUCUUCACAGCCCGAUGCACGGAGUUUUCGGUAACCAAUUCAUCAAAGCCUGGACGGCCCAUUGCGAUGCCCAGCGGGCUGCAGGAAAGGAGGUUGUAACACCGCGAUUUAUGAAGAUUCUCCAGGAGCGCGCCGAGGCCAAGCGAAGGGCGCGCUCAGAGAAUCCCACGGGGUCCGUCCCAGAGCAGCCGCCGGUAGCCUUUCCUCGACCACGUACCCGCGAGAUGUCGACGACCUCGCUGGACAACGCCGUCAUGAUGACUCCGCCGGUGGACCAAAGUGGCGGGUUUGGCCCCCCUCAGCCGGCCAUGGCUCCUUCUAGUUCGGCGUCUGGAGAUGACGGAGAGAUGGAUUGGUCGUUCCUCAUGGCUGGCUAUCAGGAUGCCGACACGUUCCAAGGCUUCACGACGCCUAAUCACGCUGGCUUCGGGAACGGCAUGAGCGGAUUCGGCGGGCCAGGAGGGCCAGGAGGACCGGGAGGAAACAUGUUUGGAAGCUAG